Messenger RNA from Cryptotermes secundus, 3972 nucleotides. RefSeq lists its product as uncharacterized. Bases 150 to 2585 code for a protein of 811 amino acids. The record is from RefSeq and is a predicted model, not a curated record. Lineage: Eukaryota; Metazoa; Arthropoda; Insecta; Blattodea; Kalotermitidae. The transcript has 9 exons.
UUACGUGGUAGGAAUGUGAACUAUUUUGAAUGUUUCGGCGUGAAAUUGAGAAGUAAGGCCUGUAAAUCGUUGUCAAUGCUCUUUUUGAAGGUUUGCUGCUUCGUGCGUUCCGUCCAGGGUUUAAGUGAAUUCAUAUUCUGCUUAAGAGAAUGAACAGUGAUGAGCACGAUGCAGAAGACCUUCAGCCACGGAAUGCACUGUGUCGUUCCCCCUCGUAUCAGCCACGCAUUACCCCAUCCGUGCCAGAGGUGUCCCUCGUAUUCAGCAAUACACCAUGGGUAAAUGACAGAACUGCUACAACAUCUACUCACAGUACACCUGGCUAUUUAUGUCAUGAGACCAGUGUACAAGAAAGGAGGAAUAUGGUACCUAGUACAGGCCAUGGUCGUGAGAAUUUGAACUGUGGAAGCUAUAAAUCUUAUUCUAGUCAUGAAGACAGUAAAUUGCUCCAACAUUCAACUCAUAAACGUGAUGGUAUUUCAGGAAAGACCAACUCAGAUUAUUUCAAUUUGUCACGUGCAAAUAUUCUCAGAGAUAACAGGACUAUAGAGACUGAAGUGGUUACAAAUUCCAACAGAACGUUCCUGCCAAGAACAUUUUUGAAUAAGUGCAAUACUCCUAACAGAAACAGAGACAUCCAUAGUGUACUGCAGAGUUCCUGUUCCAGUGAUAGUUCUGUAAGUAACAGAAAAUAUGACAGAUUUUUGUACCAACACAGUGGAUCCCCAAAGAUUGUAAGUAAUGAACAUGACAGAAGUGUAUGGCAUGAUGUGAACAGUCCCAGAAACAGUCAUGGUUUUAUGUACUCUUCCAAAUCUACGGGGGAUGAAUAUGGAGUGGCAAAAAGUAAAUACAAAAUGCAUCCAAAGAAGAAGAGUUCAGGACAGAAAUUUCCUUCAGACAGAGAGGAUGAGGAACAGAACAAAUGCUAUUUUAAUAAAGAGACUUCCUCACCUCAGCAACAAAUGACAUGCUUGAGGGUUGACCCAUUGUACAUCCCACAGGAAAGAACCAGAGCUGAGUGUUCUGCAUCCAUGCAAAAUUCUGUGCCAAACGAUCAGGAAGAUAUUGUCACUCCAUUGCCCUGCUCUUCGCUCCCUCAUGAACAAGGAAAAGACAGAGGUGUGAAGUUGUCUCCUGGUGCAGAUCUCAGGUGUGAAAGUCAGUUUCAGUUUCGUUUUCUUACCCAUCAAACAGGAAAUUGUAAUUUGGAAACUGAUGGUAGGAAUGCCAGGAACCCUACACAAUGUAUGAAUGUCAGAGAUAUUUCAGAGGAUGCUGAUACUUCAUACGAACAAUUGAAAAAAGUGAAGGAAUUAGACAGUAAUGAUAAAUCUUUAUCUGAUUUGUACAGUCUUAUUCAUUCACAAAAUGAACAACUGAGACAUUUACAGGCACAAGUUGAUACGCUGUUGCUAACGAGAGACACGAGUAGUUCUGCUGCCACUCCUGUCUGCACCAGCAUCCAGUCCUUGAAGAAGCAUGUCCAAGUGGUUGAUGAAUCAACACAGACAGUAAUUACUGAUAUUCACUGUGAUGCUGCAGUGAGCACGGACCCUACCCCAGUGGUUUCAGUUGGAGUCAUGACAACAUUGACUGAUGCUGCUGAUUCUCAGCAGCCACAAGACAUGAAGAGGACAGAUCAGCAUAACAGAAAACCAAGGUCAGGCAACAGUUCUGUUUGCUACCACUCUUCAGUGCAUGUCCCAGAAAGCCAUGAUGAGACAAUAUGUUUCAAUAGCCUGGAAUUAUCUACAGUUCAGGAACAGGCACCUAGCCCAGUGUCAUCCAUACAUGUCGACAUGCAUGACUAUGAGGAUGAUGAAGAAGACGAUGAUGACAUUGCUCAGGAGAUGGACUCAUGCAAGGAAGAUAACUCCCAACAGAGGAACAAUGAAGGACUCAACAGAAUAGGAUGGACCUUCUACAAUAAUGUUGUUGGUCAGGUGAAUAAGCUCCUGAAAGACUUGCCUCAUGACAGUGACCCCCGCAACAGAUGUGAUGAUGAGCACGACAGCCGCAGGUUAAAUAAAAAUGAAGAGGACGUCAAAAAUGCUACAAUGGACCAACUCAGAAAAAUGGGCAUAAGUUUUCAUAAUGCUUGCAGCAGUGAUGUUCCUGUUGAAGUCAGAAGGUUGGAAAUGAUGGUUCAGCAGUUCGACUCAUUACACUGCCCUCGUCUUGAUAUUGUGCCCAUUGCAACUGAAAGCAGCGAGUCGGAUACUAGCAUACAUAUUAAUGCUUUGGCCCUCAAGUACCUGAACCAUAAUGAGCAAGGGAAACAAGCUGAUAGAAUGCAAGAUGUAACAUUCUACAAUGUGGCAAUGAAAACCACGAAUUUGUCUCUUGGAACACUGAAGUACCUUGAACGGUACCACCUGCUGCCAUCUCAAGGUGAUGCUAAUGGAGGUGUUGUGCGGAUCAAGGAGAGCAAUAAAUUGUGCCACAAUGCAGGUGAACGAAUUCAGAGACUGGGUAGUGCCAGAGGUGACACAAAAGCAGAAGUUCCAUACCAACAGCUUCAGAGCUCUACAGACAAGAUACUUGAUAUUACAACCCUAAAAAAACAACCAAAACUGCUUUAAUUUUUUUUGUGAGCUGCAAGUAAGACCAUUGUAAUUAUGUAACUGGAUAUUCUCAAUUUGAUGUUUUCUAUAACCGGACUUCUCCAUAUCAUAAAACCUUGUUAAUUCAGAGUGCUUGGAGAUGAAAUAUUCAUAGUGAAUAAUGAUGUUUUUUGGUCAAAGAUGAUGAUGCUAUUAUCGCAACAGAUUGGUAAUGAAUAUUAAUUCUAUGAGGAAAAUCGAGGGAGGUGUCAUUUCCAUUGUGGACUUUUUCAUUUCCACAUAAAUUAAAAUCAGAAUAAUAAUGCAAGAACAGAAGGUACAGUUGUUAUUUCAGAAUUUUCUGUGCUUUUCUAUUACAUUUGCUCUUUUUAUUGAAACCACUGAGAGCUUAAGAACUUCUGUUUUGAAACAGACAACAUUCUGGUCUCAUGUGGCUUUUUCUGUGCACUGGGUCCGAUUUACCCUACUUCUUAUAUUCAGUGCCUGAUCAGAGCCAGCAGCCACCCUCCCAGUCAAAUUUCUAACUGUUUAUGAGCUUAAAGCGUGCUGUUCUCUUAAUAAUCAUAAUACUAUAGGGGUACACAAAUUAUUAAGAAGAUGCAAACUACUUCUUCACAACAAUUUGAAUUAUUGAGGUGCAUUAUGCUUUAAUUUUACUUUAAUUUUUACUUAAAAUUAUAAAUGAACUGAUUUUUUAACUAUCCACAUUAAAGAGCACAUGGAAUUGUAGAGGGUGAUUCUAAAUUAUUGUCAGAGUUUCUGUGAAAUCCAGGAAGCGUUUUCUCAAAGCCCACAAAACUUAACUAGACAAGCUUUUUUGCAGUAGGCUUUAAAGCUGGAUGAUAAAGCUCACCGUUUCCAAUUUGCUGAAGACAUGGGGAUAUGUUAAGGACAUUGUUUACAAGACCACUAUGACUUCUCUCGAAGAACUGAAGCUCAGAAUUGUUGCUGUGAUCGAAACAGUUACACCUCAAAUGUUGGAGAACUGGAGAAUACCACUUGGACAUCUUACAUGCCACAAAAGGCACACAUGUUGAAGUCAUUUAAUAUUCUGCAGUAUUGAUUCUAUAGGUUAAUGAAACUUUCUGAGUUACACUUUCAUAUUCAUAAGCAGUUUUAUUUUGUUGUUUCCAAUUUGAAAAUUAUAGACCAAGGAAAUCCCGACAAUAAUUUAGAAUCACCCUAUAUGUUCUUGAAUGGCGGCUAGCAAUGGCUUCAGGUUGAAUGAUAUUGUAACGUGUUUGGCUGACUGAAGACGCCGUUCAGAUUGUUAAUUGGUUUUAUUAACAACCUACAAGUCAUGACUACAAAUAAUUAGAACACUCUAAGGAUUACUGUAAUUUAACACAUGAAUAAAGUCUUCUAUACCUGCUUGCACUAGUCGUUGCUAGGUAACAGAUCUGAA